Photinus pyralis (common eastern firefly) is the source of this 590-nucleotide messenger RNA. RefSeq lists its product as uncharacterized. The record is from RefSeq and is a predicted model, not a curated record. Gene Ontology annotation, biological process: sensory perception of smell. The transcript is spliced from 2 exons. The coding region runs from base 88 to 501 and encodes 137 amino acids. Gene Ontology annotation, molecular function: odorant binding. NCBI's taxonomy places the organism in Eukaryota, Metazoa, Arthropoda, Insecta, Coleoptera, Lampyridae.
AAGUAUGUGAUAAGGAUAAGAUACACAUUUACAAUAAAAUGCUGCUCAGCAAAAAAUGUAUCUUCAUAGUCUAGCAGUGAUCGCAACAUGUCGUCCACUAAAUUGGCUCUUAAUAGUAUAGUGAUACUAUUCUUCGUAUCAACUGCUGUGUCCGAUACGGUACCCCAUCCUAUUUCCAACAGUUGGAAAAAAGCCAUAAAUCAUGUAAAAAUGGCAUGUUUGGCAGAAGGAGAUGGUACUACGCCACACGAUGUUGCAGAAAUGGUUAAAACAUGGAACAUACCCGAGUCGAUGAAGUGCUUUAUGGAUUGUGUGUACAAGAAAAAUCAUUUUGUUGACAAAAACGGGCAUUUUACUGACGAACUCCUUGAUUAUAAAGGAAUGACCAGAGAAAAUAUACAAGGGUGCGAGGAUGCUGUUCAAACUUCAAACAAAGAUUCAUGCGACCGGGUAUACGAUUUUUGCAAGUGUAUCGUCAAGGACAUAAAGGACAAACAUUGAUAGAGGUGUCGGGUUAAAUACACUUACCAUUUUAGUUAAUAAAAUUGUAAGUUCAGUGUGCUAAUAGAUAAAUUAUGUGUUAUUUUUUA